This is a messenger RNA of Baudoinia panamericana UAMH 10762, 1814 nucleotides long. RefSeq lists its product as uncharacterized. Gene Ontology annotation, biological process: transmembrane transport. Gene Ontology annotation, cellular component: membrane. The transcript is spliced from 7 exons. Gene Ontology annotation, molecular function: transmembrane transporter activity. The record is from RefSeq and is a predicted model, not a curated record. NCBI's taxonomy places the organism in Eukaryota, Fungi, Ascomycota, Dothideomycetes, Mycosphaerellales, Teratosphaeriaceae. Bases 369 to 1538 code for a protein of 389 amino acids.
CAUGAGCUCGGAAGCAUCCAAGUCCGGCUCCCAGCGAUGUUGACAUUGAUGUCGUUCGAUAUUAAGAGACAGGUAUAUCCAAACUAACCUGGAAAAAUAGGGAGGUGAAGCCGGGUCAUGCCGUCGGAUUCAUGCUAACUCUAUCAAGCCAUGCAAUCCGGGGCGCCUGCAUCUCGCUUCCUUAUCAGUGCCUUUCACCAACUAGUCUCGCCGCAUGACGAAGCAAACGCAGAGGGUAAGUAGAGUAACCCAUCCGUUUCAGAGAGACGCUGGCUAGUAACGGUAGGCUCCGAAUUUCUCCUUGCAUUCACUUUCGUUAUCGGUCCCUCUGACCUGCUUCUUCUCUUACACACGUGUGAUCCGCCAAUAUGGGCGCAGACGAGAAGCAGGAGAAGUCUGCUAAUGGCCUAGAGUCGCAGCGAAAAGGCAGCGCUAUCGAAGGCGAGCUUGAAACGAUCCUUGGGUACAAGCCGGAGUUGCAGCGCAAUCGCUCCUUGUUCACUCUUUUGUUCCAGUCCUUAGCGAUUGCGGCCAUACCGUACGGUGAGGGGACUCCAUUGAUCAGCGCUAUCUACGGAGGCGGCCAGCUCUCUAUCUUCCUAGGAUGGAUAGUCAUCCUAAUCCUUGACGAGUGCGUAGCUCUCUCGCUCGGCGAGCUGGCAUCCAGGUACCCAACGUCAGGCGGGCCUUCGUACUGGUCUUUCCAAGUCGCGCCCCGAUACAAGACCGUUCUAGCUUAUGUUACAGGUUGGAUAUGGCUUAUCGGUAACUGGACGAUCACAUUGUCCGUCAAUUUCGGCUUCGCCAGUCUGCUCUCCGGGACCAUAGCGAUGUAUCAUCCUGACUUCGCGCUGAAUGACUGGCAACUGCUUCUCGUGUUCUAUGCAAUAUGCCUUCUCACAUUCGUCAUCUGCGCCUUCUUUAAUCGCUGGCUACCGAUUGUAGAUACAAUCUGCGCUGCCUGGACUGGCUUGAGCAUCCUUAUUAUCCUGAUUGCCAUAUCGGUCAAGGCGGCCGUGGGCAGGCAUUCGGCAUCGUACACCCUUGGUCAUUACGACACAUCUCUUGCAGGAUGGGGUGGCUUUACAUUCUUCAUAGGCCUCCUUCCCGCUGCUUACACAUUCAGCGCCAUUGGCAUGAUCUCAUCGAUGGCCGAAGAAUGCGCGGAUCCGGCCAUCAAAGUGCCGAACGCGAUCAGUCUAUGUGUACCUGUCGGUGGGAUUGCUGGCUUCUUCUUCAUCAUUCCCAUAUGCGCUACUUUACCGCCACUUGCUGAUGUGAUCGGCGCACCCGCGGGUCAAGCUUUGCCGUACAUCUUCAACGUUGUAAUGGGCACGCCAGGCGGCGGGCUUGGCCUCAUGUUCUUGGUGCUCGUCAUUACUCUGUUCUGCUCGAUCUCAAUCACCGUUGCUGCAUCGCGCUGCACCUGGGCUUUCGCACGAGACGACGCUAUACCAGGCGCUAAGAUGUUUGCGAAAGUCGACUCCCGCCUCGGUGUGCCUUUAUGGAGUCUUGUCUUGGUCACUGUUGUACAGUAGGUUGCUGUAACAGGUGUCAAGCGAUGCUGAAGGGAUAGUGCUAAUGUCGCGCAGGAUGCUAUUAGGACUUAUCAAUCUCGGCAGCACCUCCGCCUUCUUAGCCUUCGUUUCUGUUGGAGUACAGGCAUUAGCGCUGGCAUAUGCGAUUCCGAUUGCCAUCAGCCUAUUCUGCGGUCGGAAGGAGGUGAGCAAGGCGAGAUGGAAUUUGGGCGCCGUGGCCGGCACAAUUGUGAACGUACUGGCGCUGCUGUGGAUCGGUUUUGAGCUUGUACUGUU